Molecule: messenger RNA, 761 nt
Organism: Rubroshorea leprosula
Lineage: Eukaryota; Viridiplantae; Streptophyta; Magnoliopsida; Malvales; Dipterocarpaceae
Source: the annotation of a GenBank genome assembly
AAAAGGAUCAUGUCUCAUUUGCGUCAUUGGAAUAUGUAAGAAAAGAAGUGUGAAGAAGACAGCGCACUGAAUGAAGGCAGAGCUGAGAUUUCUAUUUUAGGUACAAACUAGGAAAGAGAUUUUCUCAGUGUGGAGUCUAAGGUUGACUUACAAAAGAUGUUGAGAAGCAAUGAGGAUAUAAGCCAAAGGGUGUAGAAAUAUCAACUGUUGCGUCAGAUGUUGAGAAGCAAAGAGGAUAGAAACUAGGAAAUUGGUGUUUUGAGACCACGUUGCACCCACUCUCCUACUGUUGGUGCCAUGGCUUGUGAUGGACUUUGGAAGGUGUGGAUAACUGGGUAGUCAAAACCUAAUGACCAAGUGGAGGAAGAGAGAGUUGGCACUGUAGCAAAAUAUUGGCACCUAUUUCUCAAGGCUCAAAGGAUCAAGGAUGUCUAGACCUCAGCUGAAGAGCAUUUGUGGUUUGUGCAUGGUGUCAACACUCAAGACCCAAGUGUUAAGACCUUUAGUUGCUUACAGCAUUUUUAUGUAUGUUAUACUUGUACCCAUACAUUUUAUGCUGAUCAUCUUUAUAGGGGAUGAUUUUGAUCUGGACUAGAUCCCGAGGUUUUUCUUGAUUUGGUUUUCCAAGCAAAAACUUUGGUGUUGAUUCUCUUUACUUUUUCACAAUUACUUUUAGGAGUUUGAUUACUGAUGGUUAGUGGUAAUGUCUUAUUCUGUCUCCUUAAUAAGUCUACAGAAAUGGAUAAAAAUGCCAUCUUGAU